Molecule: messenger RNA, 1497 nt
Organism: Bacidia gigantensis
Lineage: Eukaryota; Fungi; Ascomycota; Lecanoromycetes; Lecanorales; Ramalinaceae
Exons: 3
Coding region: 1-1497 (498 amino acids)
Source: RefSeq, a predicted model, not a curated record
AUGGACUGGCACAAUAACACCACAGGCAGUAAUCAAUUUGGCCAAAGCCCACGGAAUUUUACGCGGCAAGGACUCGCGUCGGCACAAAGCUGGGCCUCACCUCACGACCAGCCUUCUAGCGGGCAUCGAGAACCUGCCACAUCGUACAGACAGGAUUACGUUCGUCAUGGUGGCGCCAACGACUUUGUGCGCCAGGAAUCUAUCGGAGAUUUCGAAGAAGUCCAUGGCAGAUCGAAUGAUCUACACGCCAUUCCUAGUCGACGGCAUAUGAGCAACCGUGGAGGGGAUUGGCAGUCAUCAAAUACACACGGUCUAGCCGAUGCUUCAGCUAGCCCUUGGUACCAAGGUGGCUCGAGGACCAGUCAUGAGUCUUCUUUUCGUGCACCGAGAAUGGGCUUUUCGAACAAUAUGCGAGAUAGACCCAGCGAAAGAGCCUUUCAAAGUCAUCGAGGUGUUGGCUCGACUAGUCGUCCUCGUCCAGUGAGCCAGCUUACGCCAACUCCAAACACCACAGCUGAAAAUAGUCUGGUAGAAGUGUUGUGUGGCAAGAUAACAUCGCCGAUUCCUGACCCUGAGCUCCAGUCUACGCUUUGGAGUAGCAGUCAUCAACACGAGCAAGAAUUACAUAACACGCCUUGGAGUAUUGCUCAACACGAAGGUCUGUCCUCUGGCGCUGACCCAGCUCAUAAAGUGAGGAGGGCAGUGGCAAUCGAUGUUACGCAUUGGAUCGGAACUCCACGGCACAUGUACACUCAUUUGCAACAGGCGACUCAAAUACCUGACUCGUCUAACGAAGUGACUAGCCCACCUGAAGCUCCAAUACAUAGACAGCAGGGACUCGAGCCGAGUACUCUUGCAAGGACCUUGUCAGCUACUACAUCGAAUACUCAAGGGUCUGAUGGGGGCAGACCAAAGCAGCGCCGACCAAAGCGAUGUUACGACGAGCCAGAAAGGCGUGAAGUUGCCUACAAGCGCGAGCAUAAGCUUGUCUGUGAAGUCCACAGGCAGAGGAAACAGAAGUGCAACUGCAACAUGAUGGCUGGUCUUGUUCCACCUCUUCUACCUACCGACACGCCUCCUCGUGUGACUAAGACCCGAAAAAAGCGAAAUAGCCUCUUAGAAAGCACAUGCACAAGUCCAACUACCGUUUCAUCGCCUCCACCUACUCUCCCACCGACUCCAACGAAGGCAAGCCGCAAUACCCGUGCCUACCGGCAAACGAAGAGUAGACCCACUACGUCACGUCCAACCUUCGUGCCAGAUCAUCAGGCAACAGAUUUGGAUGCCAUUGGGGGAGAAUUUGGCAACGAGGACAGCCGCUAUACUACGAAUCCCUAUGAUGCUGCUUUAGAAACAAACCUUCGUGAAAUGUGUAAUCAAUUCGACGCCGACAUUUCAAAUCACCUAGCUCAGGGACUGCCUCAACAAAAUCCUUACAACGGGGACAUCGAUUUUGACUUCGCCUGGGACAUGCGAAAACACUUCCAAAGAGAUUAG